Molecule: messenger RNA, 2289 nt
Organism: Fusarium sp. VM40
Lineage: Eukaryota; Fungi; Ascomycota; Sordariomycetes; Hypocreales; Nectriaceae
Source: the annotation of a GenBank genome assembly
AUGGCCGCGCCUCCAGCUUAUCAGGCCGUGCCUGAUGAUGCCCCACCAACAAACGCCUCAGACCAAGACCUUGACAUCACAGCACCAUUCAGGGAUCUCUACAUUGAGCCAAAUGCGGAGGAGUCAGAUCCAAACAGCUGUCUUGCUCACCUUAGACUCCUCUUCGCUUUUGAGGCACUCAAAGAAGACAUUGGUUAUACCGAUGGUCUCUGGGGUAUCUGGGAUACCCGGGCGGAUGGCAACAUCGAGGCCAAAGAGAACGGUGAUGUGAUUGAGAGCACUUACGACGAAGGCUACACCCCAGAUGUCGAGGAUAAGACCAAGUCUCUAAGCAAACUGCGCGAGAAACGAUGGGCUCUAUUUGUAGCGCGCGCCGUUGAUCGCUAUGAAGCUUGGUGGAAUUCCUUUCCUCGAGAACUUCCUCCUCUGACUGAGCCCGACAUGAGUGAUAUCAACGCUCCAUCCUUUGAUAAGUUUACAGCUGGGGAAAACCCUUCUUGGUGGGAGAAGAAGGCACUUCCACCUCUUGACGUGUUACUGGUCUACCAUUCUCACCUCUUGAACCCCCAGAACUUCCUGGAGGAUUGUAUCCGACGAGGGCUUCGCGAGUUCUGGCAGAGCGGUAUGCCGUGGAACCUCGUCAACGCUGCAAUUGACGGAUCUUUCAACUUCAACGUGUCGGAUGAAGACAAGGCCAGAUGGGUAGCGCAGACGGGUCUUCAGUGGGAAAACACUGACGAUCUUGCUGUCAAGAUACUCGCAUGUCCAAACAAGACUUGCGGCCAAAGGCUUGAGGUCCCAUGGACGUCGUGUGGUCUUGAAGAGACACCAAAGAGUCCCGAACGACCAGGUCUCAGCGGCUCUGGCUACGGAGAUAGCAAGUUCGAAACCCGCUGUCCUAAGUGCAACACGCGCAUCACAAAAGAAACCCUCAGCGUGGCCAAGUUCUGCAGGGAUGUUGAUGACCUCGUCUUCAAUAGCCGGCCUAUGCCCGGUACUCUUUUGUGGCCUGGAAGCGGCACGCCUGUUCUCGUGAUGCCGCACAAAGGAUUAAAAUACGACCAGCGCAUGUUCCCCAACCGAAUGAUCCAGCAUGUUCUGCGCACGCAGAUCCAAACUCUGCUCGACAAUCCCGAUCCUGAAGACCCGCCUACCAUGGAGAACGUGCGCAAGAUGAUUGAGUCUGAUGCGCUCUUCAGUAGUAGCGCCGUGGCCACGAUCCUUGGCCAAACACUGCCAAAGAAGGUUGGUGUCCCGCGGGUUUCCAAAGUCUGUAUUCGAAAGAUGAUGUCUCGGUACUGGGAGAAUUUCAGCCCUUUUGCACUCGACCUCAUCGGGUGCGUGAUGCGCCAGGGUAUCUUUUCGGAGAAGAUGUGCAAACUUGACUGGUUGCACUCUCCCACUGCCAAGGAGACCAUGGGCAGGUGCUGUGUCAAGUACAAGCGCUUCAUCAGAAUCAUUUCCAGGAACCCGAGAAAGAUGGCUGUGCCAACGCUUGAUGUCGAUUUGGCGUGGCAUACGCACCAACUCACGCCGUGCUCGUAUUACAAGUUCACGACGAAGAUGACUCUAAGGUUUGUGAGACACGACGACAAGAUCGAGGAUGAGAAGCUCAAUGAUGGGUUUGAGUGGACGAGUAAGACGUAUCAGGAGAUGUACGAUGUGGUGUACUCUGAGUGUACUUGUUGGUACUGUGAGUCCGUACGGGCAGCCCAUGUUUCAUCCGCCGGUAGACUGCUCAAGUUGUCACAUAGUGAAAAGAUUGCGGACAAGUUCUACGAAUCUGGAGUAGCUGACGUCUGCCCUCCUGACAACUCAGCCCACAUCUCUUCACACAACUCCGUUCGAUCAUACGAAGAGGGCCUCGUCGCGUCAAACCACGUCGAGAAGGUACAGAACAGAAUGCGCGCAGUGCAGAACAAGCGAUUGGAGGAGAACUACCAGAAAGCCUGCAAGCGCGCCGAGAAGAAGGGCCGCAAGCUGCCACCCAAGGACCAGUACUACAACCACUGGGGCUAUUCCUAUGCGAUGUACGGACCGUGGAUGGCUCCAGUGAUGUUUGUGCCGCCUGUUUAUGCAUACGGGGCUGCGCCGGGAUGUGCAGGUGGGAGCUGUGGUGGAAAUGCGGCUGGAGGAGGGUGCGGAGGAGAUGGAGGAGAUGAUAGCGGUGGCGGAGGAUGUGCAUCGGGAGGUUGCGGAGGGGGAGGUGGUUGUGGAGGAGGAGGAGGAGGCGGUUGCGGAGGCGGCGGCGGCGGCGGUGGGUGUGGAGGUGGAGGUGGUGGAUGUUAA